AUGGGCAUGCGUAGAAUUGAUGGUUCUUGCUUCUUUGCCGCAAUCUUUUUUGUGGUGAGCGGAAUUUUCCGGACCAUCCUUUUUGGAAGACGACAUGGAAGCCACUCGGAAACCAAUUUUGGUCUCAUGAAGGCCUUGGAUGGAGAAUACAUUCGGAAUCAAUGGGAGGACAUUGACGGAGUUUUGCAUUCGCUUCGAAUUAUUCAAGGCAUUCUACAUAUUCUGGCAUGGAUCAUUACAGCCACGGUCCUAUUCCGGGCAGCCUGGCUUCAAUCUUCCCGCGGCACCCACAGUAUGGGCUUGCAUUGCUCAGUCGCCUUUUUGGGUGCCACGAUUGCCAUUGUGGAGCUUCUAGUUCAUAUGCUGACCUUUGGUAGCAUGAUGGCACUUCAAUGGAUGGCAUCUGACUUUACCAUGGAGAAUUGGUAUGAAAUUGAGGGUCUGGGAGCAGAUCAACAGGAUUUGCUGGGAUGGAAGGUCCUGGAAGUGGUGUCCAUUGCUGCGCAUGGCAUGUUGCUAUGGGUGGACACUAUCGAAUAUUUCUUCUUGGCUACUGUAUUGAUUUUACUAUUCAUUUCAACAAAGGGCCAAGCAUCUCCCCUUUCCACGUCCUGGUCUUGCUUUGGAUUGGGGAUUGCCUUUUUCUGUAUUUUGGAUGUCGCAGCCGAAGUGCUACGAUUCAACAACUGGCGAUUGUUUUCUCAAAUCUGCUUUUGGAUUUCCACCGCCAAUAGAUGCAUUCUAUUCCCCAACUGGCUAAUGUGGCUCGGGGUUCAGCUGGCUCAAGCUCCCACGGCAAUGAAACAAGAAAUCAGCAUUGCCCAGAUGGAAGGUGAUGCAGCUGGGCAUGAUUAA
This is a messenger RNA of Cylindrotheca closterium, 855 nucleotides long. The record is from the annotation of a GenBank genome assembly. Lineage: Eukaryota; Bacillariophyta; Bacillariophyceae; Bacillariales; Bacillariaceae.